Messenger RNA from Humulus lupulus (European hop), 768 nucleotides. RefSeq lists its product as uncharacterized. Bases 1 to 768 code for a protein of 255 amino acids. NCBI's taxonomy places the organism in Eukaryota, Viridiplantae, Streptophyta, Magnoliopsida, Rosales, Cannabaceae. The transcript has 2 exons. The record is from RefSeq and is a predicted model, not a curated record.
AUGGUGGCACUCACUGAAGAGUGCAGUGCAAUAUUGCAGAGGAAGUUGCCCCAAAAGUUGAGAGAUCCGGGGAGCUUUACUAUACCUUGUACAAUAGGGAUGUUUGAGUGUAAGCAUGCUUUGUGUGAUUUGGGGGCGAGUAUAAAUCGGAUGCCUUUGUCUGUAUUCAAAAGACUUGGUUUGGGGGAGGCUAGUCCUACUACAGUCACAUUACAGCUAGCAUAUCGUUCAGUUAAACAUCCCAGGGGAAUCAUAGAGGAUGUUCUUGUUAAAGUGGACAAAUUCAUUUUUCCAACAGACUUCAUAGUAUUGGAUAUGGAAGAAGAUGAAAAUGUCUCAAUUAUUCUGGGAAGACCAUUUUUAGCUACUGGGCAGGCUCUAAUUGAUGUGCAAAAAGAGAAAGUAGUGGCAGAAAUUAACCUCACAGAGGAUUCACUUCAGAAAAGUUUGACGACUGAUGAUAUAGAUGCUGAGUUAGACAGAGAGGUCCAGGAGUGUGUACAGUGGAUGAAUUCUAAAGGGCCAAUUUAUAAUAAAAAAUAUGAAGAAUUGGGUCAGGGACCCGAAAGACCAUUACCAUCAGUUCAGAAACCUCCAGAGUUGGAAUUGAAAUCAUUGCCAGCACAUCUUCAAUAUGCUUUUCUGGGUGAGAAGGAGACUUUACCAGUCAUUGUGUCUUCUUCUCUUUCUACUGAGGAGAUGGAAAAAUUGUUAAGGGUUUUGAGAACCCAUAAGUUGGCAAUUGGAUGGACGUUGGCAUAUAUUUAG